AUGCGCUUUGCGUUUCUUUCCUCGAAAAUCGCUACGUCUAUCUCUAUACUUGCAGUACCAACCGGUCUGCAUGCUAGAGUCGACGUGUUGGUGGAGCCUCGGGCAACUCCUGCUAAGCCGGCGCUGUGUGUGCGCGACCCCAGCACCACGAAAGAGCAGAACGAGGCUCAGUUCGAUGCUUUUGUGCAGGCCUUGAUCUACAAGCCUGAUAUUACUGAAGCAUUUUCAUAUAUUGCCCAGGACUAUGUUAACCACAGUGUUUCAGGGUCAAAUGGAUUUGACACUGGAUGGAAUGCUCUGUCGCUCACUUGGGACCCGUCAAGCAUCACGCCACUAGACGCAACGUUCCGGUAUCCUCAGGGCUAG
Bipolaris sorokiniana ND90Pr is the source of this 366-nucleotide messenger RNA. RefSeq lists its product as uncharacterized. The coding region runs from base 1 to 366 and encodes 121 amino acids. The record is from RefSeq and is a predicted model, not a curated record. The transcript is spliced from 2 exons. NCBI's taxonomy places the organism in Eukaryota, Fungi, Ascomycota, Dothideomycetes, Pleosporales, Pleosporaceae.